GUACCACCGCGAGCGCCCGAGCGCUUGGCAAGCCUUCGGUAUGACCCGGUCCGUGUAGUCGGCCAGUUUUUGCGCGUUUUGGCAGCUUCACGUCUUUCUUUUUCUGUUGUUUUAAUCACCUCACGUGUUUUCUGAAGUCAGUCACUCGACAAACGAGUCGCUCUAGUCUAUUUAGGCAGCGCACUCGGGAAAAAGAUGCCACCGUCGCAAGAGCGCAGUGUGCCGAUUUGUCCUGGCUACUUCGACGAGCUCGUUGGCCCCACAAGAGCCAGAUAUGUGAAGAAGUUAGAACUUUGCGACAGUGAAGAUCCGUACGAGCUUUGCGUCGGCGUGGACUCGACGGCCGACGCUGGUGUUUUCCCCAACAUCACGCACGGAGACAUGGUCAAUUACCUGGUGUUCUCCGUCAGCUACGCGACACUUCAAGAGAUGAAGGCGUUCAAGUCCCUUGAAUCGCACAAUUACUUCACCAGUGGUUGGGUGAAAGGUCCCUCGGCGCGUGGAAUGAGCGGCGACAGGACCCUUUUGCUCAGCGAGGUGAACCACUCCCAAAGGCUAAGGGAGACCCCAGCCAAGGUCUGGAUCGUUGUGCACGGUGAUGGCAGCAUCAUAACUGCCCACUGCACUUGUAUGGCUGGAGCCGGAGAAGCUUGCUCGCAUAUUGGUGCCAAACUCUUCGCCGUCGAGACAAUUGUGAGAAUCAGGGACUCGUCAACCUGCACCCAGAAAGAGGACAGGUGGCUGCCUGCCUACACAUCGACUGUGGAAUACAAAGAGGCUGCGAGAGAUCGACUUCUCUUCGGCUAGGAGCAAGAAGAAACGCCUUCAAGGGUGCGGUGAGGAAGAGGCUGUUGCGAGCA
Molecule: messenger RNA, 860 nt
Organism: Ixodes scapularis (black-legged tick)
Lineage: Eukaryota; Metazoa; Arthropoda; Arachnida; Ixodida; Ixodidae
Exons: 2
Coding region: 196-807 (203 amino acids)
Molecular function (GO): zinc ion binding
Source: RefSeq, a predicted model, not a curated record